Messenger RNA from Maylandia zebra (zebra mbuna), 5840 nucleotides. The record is from RefSeq and is a predicted model, not a curated record. NCBI's taxonomy places the organism in Eukaryota, Metazoa, Chordata, Actinopteri, Cichliformes, Cichlidae.
UGGAUACGGAUCAGGGGCAAGAAGGAGGCGAAGAGAAGACGGCACUGGUCAGAAAACAGUUACGAAAUUCAACUCCAAGAUUUGGAAUAUGUUGUCCUCCCAUGAGUGCUGGAUUGUUACUGUUUUUCUGGCAGGUGUCUUCCCUCCAUCCAGCUCCGGCGUCCAAGUGUUUGUGAGAGACGAGAAGAAGUAUGCUGUGCUGUUCCAGUCAGUGGUUCUGCCGUGCCAGUACACCACCGUGUCCUACCAAACCGCCGUGGUGCAGUGGGUCUACAAGUCGUACUGUCGCGACCGCACCAGGGAUUCAUUUAACUUUCCCGACAACUUGGGCGGAGGUCUGGGUGGAGGAGGGCUGACAAGCGGAACGGGAGGAAUCAGCAGAGGGUACGAGAAGGGGAUGACAGCCAGCUACCUCGACUGCUCUGACAACAGUCGGACCGUCCGAACUGUGGCUUCCAUCUCUGGUUCCUCAGUCACAUUGUCAGAGUACUACAAGAACAGAGACAUCUCCAUCAUUAACAAGGCUGACCUGAGGAUAGGAGAGGUCCAGUGGGGAGACAGUGGAGUAUACAUCUGCAAAGUGGUCAUAUCUGAUGAUCUGGAGGGACAGAACGAAGCGUCUGUGGAGCUUUUGGUUCUUGGUUUCUCAGGUGUUCCUGAAGACCUCCUGCCAGACUUUGAUUUGAAGAUAAUGCCAGAGUGGGUGUUUGUGGUGGCAGUGGCACUUGGCAGUGUGUUAUUCCUGCUCUUGAUUGGAGUUUGUUGGUGUCAGUGUUGCCCUCACUCCUGCUGCUGCUACGUCAGCUGCUGGUGCUGCCCCGACACGUGCUGCUGCCCCAGACACUUGUAUGAGGCAGGAAAAGGUAUAAAGACAACCACCUCCUCACCUCAGACACCUCCCUACCCACCGUAUUUCGUCUCUGGUGUCCCAACCAUGGUCCCAAUUGCUCCUCCCUCUCUGGUGGACAAGAUAUCUUCAGUCCCCGGCUCAGAUGGGACCCUACUCACAGCAGUGCCCGUGCACGCUGUAGGGGUUCCCUACCGCGUGCCUUCACCUCAGGAUCAGGAUUCUCUCAGGGUGCUGCAGUAUGUAGAGAAGCAGCUGGCUCACUUCAACCCUGCCAGGUCCACCAGCCACCAGUCCUGUGCCCUGUCUGAACUGAGCUCCCUCCAUGAGGGAGAAAGUGGCUUCCGCCAAUCAUAUCGCAACAUCCAGAAGAACGCUCUGCCAGCCAUCCCCGAUCACGACACUCAGCCUGAACCUCAGCGCUACCGUGAAAACCGCAGUCCGGAGCCACAGAGUUACCGCGAUAAUCCCCCAUCUCCCCACCAUUAUCAUGAUGACCCUGACCCAGAGCCUCGCCACGUACGGGACGAGCCUCUUCCUCCGCGCCGAUACAGCGAUGACCCUCCAUCUUCGUCUCAGUCGCGCAGGCCCGGACGGAAUCAGCGGCAACAAAACCACAACAAUGAGGAAAACCACAACAGGUGGAACCCUCGCUCUGAACAUCUUCAAAGAAAAACAUACCGAACUGCAGGGCGAACCGGCUCACUGGACGAGCUGGAGGAGUUUGCUGCUUGUUACAAGCAGAGAGGAGGCAGAGGGGCAGAGAGGAGGGACGAAGAACAGCGAGAGUAUGAGAUGGAGCAUCUGGAGUACAGCCGAUACCCUUCUCACCGAGUUGCCCCACCUCAGCAUUAUCACAGUAAUGAAAAUGAGGUUGAGGACAUCAGCGACCGCGAAGAGCAACCCAGGCGGAUCAAGAAAAACAGACAUGACAUCAGCCCACUACCUUCACCCAAAAAGAGGAGGGACACGUCAGAUAGGGAGCGCACUGUCCCACCUCCUCCCACAGCAGGUCCACCUUCAACUUCUUCUCAAGAGAAGGACUAUGAUGCUACCUUCCUCAACAGCCUGCUGGAGCGUAAAGCUAAGUUACGAGGGGUUACCCAGGGGAGGACUGGGGCCCGGGGUGAUGAAGAUUCAGACACACCCUCGAAGAGCAGCCUGAAAAAGAGCAGCGGGGAAUCCAGUCGGCACUGCAGUCGCUCACCUAGUAACAGGCCCGACGCAGAUUUGCUGCCUCCUCACACGGAGACAGAGCGAGUAAGAACUGACAGGUCGUCACCAGGAAACACUCACUCCCCUCAGCCGCCCGUUCAUUCCUUAGCGAGUCACAGAGAAGAUCCCAGAAACAAGUCCAGGAAAGUGGUCAGGUUCAGAUGCUACCAGAAUGAAAACUAGAGCACUCUCCUCAGCCGAGACUCCCUUAUCGUCUGAUGGACUUCAGUCUUCAGUACAGACUGAAAGCGUUGUGCAGCCUUGAUGCACUACAGGAACUGCUUGUCAGCUGAUAAAAGAUGACAAACUUGGAUUCAUAAAGAUAACGUCAAGGACAGCAGACUGUGGGAGAGCUGAAUCAGUACUGAUGAGUGAAGACAAGGACAGCAGAGGCACCCGAGAUUGUUACUCAGCUGCUUGUGAUGUCAUGGUGAAGUCACUGGCUGUGUGUUAUGUGGACUAAGACUGAGCUAAUGCGUGCAGGGAGUAUGACCUGGACCGUUCCUGCGAGCAGUGUGCUGUUGGUCUCCCCUUGUUCCUGUCAGAAAAGGCUCUGAAGCAGAGAGAUUUACGUUACACUUUCAGCACAAUGCAUGCAUUCAUUUCCAUCUGAUGAGUUACGUGAAUGAAAAAGAACUGCUGUAGCAUGACAACGGUAUGACAGCACGGUUGUUGUAAAGGACCGCUGUGUCAUUCUGUAGUAUAUUCAGGGACUAAGGCACCUUAGUCAGAAAGCUUCUGCAGCAGUAAUCAGUAUUACCAAAUGUUUACGCUUAUUUAUUUUAUGGGACAGUGGACAUUAAUGAAACGACAGUGUUUAUGUGUCAGAGCUCAACAGCUAUUGUGGAUCCAUCAUCUGAAUACAACUAAAAUGACCAAAGGAGGUAAAGCUUUUUCUACUUAAAAUAAGGAUGAAAAUAGGAGAAAUAAGACAGUGCUGACAAUGUGCAGCAGCAAUCUGAAACAACACAAACAAUUAAAGACUGUCAACAAGUUGCCCCGUAGUAGAUCGAAUGCAGAAGUGAUACUGACUAACAAAUUCUUUAAACGCUUUAGCUUCCCUCUCAUCAGAGCUGAGAUAAACACACUGUUCAGCACCAAAUCACUUAGAGGCACAGUUAGUGAUUAGAUGGUGGACAUAGUGGAGGUUCUCAGAAGUUAGAGAGGAACAAAGCAGAGCUACACGAGAAGAAUAUCUGACAUAAAUUCCAAAUGAAUGGUAACUUGUGGUAACUUCGACUGAUAUAGUCACUUAUACAAAUGAGGUUUGUAAUAUAAGGUUUAAUUCCACGUAGCAACAUGUAUCAGCUAGAAACGUCUGAAUUGAUUUAGUUUCGUAUGUCUAUUAUUAAAAGUUUAUAGCAACAGGAUACCUCAGAAUGGGCCUCUUGUAGAUGGUUACAAAUGUGAGCAUUAAGCUGUCUGCAUAUAAUCUGUAAAUGACCUAAUAUGACAGAAAUCUAUGCAUUUUAAACAUUUUAAAAUACCUGUUAAGUCUGGAUAAAAAAAACUGUAUUAAAAAGACAAUGAUUUUUCAUCACUGUGUGAACGAAACACCCUGAAAAGAAGUAGAAGCACCAGAAGAGGCCUAAUAAUCUGUUCCCAAACAGCAAAAGUAUAUUUUGACGGUGAGAAAUAAGAAAUGGUUUUGAAAAUCAGUCAUAACUGAUAAAGCUGCACUGACGCAGCACUAAAGUGAUGAAGGUGUGGACUAACCUAUACUGACCUCUGACCCAAAUAUGACCCACAUUUGCUGUAGCAUUAGCAGCGGUGAUGCAGUUAACCCCAGUGCAGUUUUGUAACAUUAUCACUAAUGACGGGUAUAUAUUUACAUGAUACAUGCUAAAACAUGAUUCCCAUCAAAAUAUUUUAAUAUACAACAGUACAUGACAAACUGAAACUGUAUGAAAUUAGUGAAAAAUUAGGGAAUCGUUAAUGACCCCCUCCCCUCGCAAAGAAAAACGACAACAACAACUUUUUUUUUCCACUAUAUGAAUCCCAUUGGAAAUUCCCCCCAUAUUAGUUUUAGAGAUUUAAUCAUAGGUCAAGAUUAUUAUGCGACAGUAACAUUACUUUGUGGAGCUUUCCCUCCUCUAAUAAAAACAUGUUACAAUUUAUAACUAAAAGUUACAUUUUGUAUUGUCUGUAAACAUUUAAAGGUAUUGAACUGCAAUUUGCCUUUGAACGAUUUUUGUACUACACUUUUGUAUGGAACUCUUUGUGCACGUGGUGUGUUUGUGUUUAAAAUUUGUAAAUGAUCUUGUGUGUGUAAGCACUCAAGUGCGUACAUAAGAUGAAGUUUGUAUUUCACCAUAAUUCAGCCAUUGCUUAUCAAUGUUGAGUGAGCACUUAAACCAACUCAGUGUUAUCAGCAGCUACACACUAAGCGUGCUUUAUGGAACGGUCAUAUCAAAUAUUUUGUUCUAAUAUUACACUGUCCAGUAAUUCAUGGCUCCCAUGUUGGUGACAUCUGUGUAAUUAUUUUUUUAAUGGUUGGUGGAAAAAUUCUCCCUUUGUUUUCUCUUGUGUUUGGUACAGACAACUCUGUGUGCGGGAGUUAGCAGGAGCGAGAGAGAUGACUCUUUAUUUUUCUGUUAAGGAGACAAUGUGUGAUUGCGUAUGACUCAUAUCUUUGUUCAUUGUUUUAAUCACAGACUUGUAGUCUUGACUACACAGCUGGCUCGACGCUCACAUAUCGGGUCUUCCAGCUAAGCCGCAGAUAUUGUCCCUGUUUGUCGCCGACAUACCACAUUUGUUAUAAUUGCAGACAAUAGGUUGCUAAAGUGCCUAGUUGCAGGGUGGCAAACAUUAAGGCCAGCAGUGUUUGACUACGCAGCAAAAUAAAGUCCGCAGAAAUAAAACUCCAGGGUUUAUUGAAAGUUCAGAUUAUUUGUUUUAAACUGCAGAGACAUCAGUGGAAUGAGGGUGUUUCUCUAUCAUGCUGCUUAGUAUUUCUGUUGCGUCGGUAUGCAGACCUUACUGCCUUUACUGUGUAAUUGUAGUUUCUACUUCCUUUUGUGGAUAAAUAUUUUAAACCUUAACCAGAACGUUGAGAUUAUAAAAUGUUGUCCAUCUAAAAACAUGUCUGUGUAAACAAACCAAUAAUAGCCAUUUAUUUGUUUCCAUACUAAUCAACACAUCAUCAAAUCUAUAAUCCUGCAUAAGAAAUACUUUAAUUGGAAGCUUUUUCUUUCUUUUUUUGGGUUUAUUUUUGUUUGCGUGCCAAGCCGACGUCAGUGUGUUGCGAUUUCUGUUAUCUGGCCACACCUCCAAAGGGAAGGUUUAGCAGGUGAGGAGCAGCCAGUCAAAACAAAGGUGGCUUUUAAGGAGGGGCAGCCUUGGAGAUCCAAGACAGGUAGAAUUAUGCUUAGUUUGCACUAUUACACUUGUGUCCGUUUUCAUUAGUAUUUGCCUACAGAGAGGGGCUUUCAACCACUGCAGAUAUGUUCCCGUUGAGUCCUCCAAAAUCCCAGCUGCACAUCGCUCAAUCUAGAUGAAGCACAAAAAGACCAUCAAAGACCAAAAAAAUAGAACAUGAAGGGUACAAGCAGCGGCUGCUGUAGACACUUUUCACUUGUUGUAUAACUUCAUUCUUCACCAUGGGUGGCUGAUGGACCAACAACAGCACAAGCAAGAUUAGCCCACUGACUGGUUGUACCACAUAUUUUUGAUGCAGUUUGACUUUCUGCCCACAGACUGCCACCACUGAACCAUAAUGUUCCCAUAACACUGUGAUUGCUGCAUAAAGGUUCAGUACAAAUAAAUAAAUAAGAACUGA